AUGUCUCGAGUGGACCACUCAGCGGGGCAGCUGGCUGGCUGCAAGGCACGGCAAAAGUGGGUCACCCUUGAGGGUGAGACGAGGAAUUGUGGACCCCUUGGUGUGGCGUCUAGUGGAGAGGACAGACAAGACAGCAGCCCAAAGCUUAAGGUUCACCAGGCGAAGCUCCAACAAAGUGGAGUAUUCCACUCCGCAGAUGGAAUGGAACGAAUGGAACCGUGGAAGACACAAAGAGAAUGCACAAAAUCGAACACAGAUCCUCCUGUAUAUGAUGUAAUCUGA
Molecule: messenger RNA, 282 nt
Organism: Paracoccidioides brasiliensis Pb18
Exons: 1
Coding region: 1-282 (93 amino acids)
Source: RefSeq, a predicted model, not a curated record